Messenger RNA from Aspergillus uvarum CBS 121591, 393 nucleotides. RefSeq lists its product as uncharacterized. The coding region runs from base 1 to 393 and encodes 130 amino acids. Lineage: Eukaryota; Fungi; Ascomycota; Eurotiomycetes; Eurotiales; Aspergillaceae. The transcript has 5 exons. The record is from RefSeq and is a predicted model, not a curated record.
AUGGUGGCCUCGCCAAAACCGGCGGCUUCACGGGUCGGGUCCAAACCCAACCCGUUUCUUGGCGGGUUUCGGGCUGGGUAUAGGUUUGGAUAUCCAACCCGCGGGUUUUUAAAGGGUACCUGCGGGAUUUUCCUUAAACCUAGCUACCGGGUGCGCGAAGCUGUGAAAGGCGUAGAUGGUAUUAUUCGCACAGGAUCUACGUUCCAAUUUGUUGUCAAAGACCAAAAGAAAGACCUACUUCAACCUGCAAUCUGUGGUACAACAGCAAUGCUUCGGGCUGCGCAUGCGCACUCGCCUCAAGUAACUCGGAUUGUCAUCAUUUCGUCUUUCGCCGCCAUGAUUCACUUACGCAAGGGGCUGUGGCCCGAGCAUUCAUAUUCUGAAGAUGACUAA